This is a messenger RNA of Paraglomus brasilianum, 1200 nucleotides long. NCBI's taxonomy places the organism in Eukaryota, Fungi, Glomeromycota, Glomeromycetes, Paraglomerales, Paraglomeraceae. The record is from the annotation of a GenBank genome assembly.
AUGGACCUAAAGAAUGUUGAAACACACAUUGUAUUUCAUCAAAAAUAUGAGAAAGGAGCUUAUAGAAUUCUCGACUUUACAAAGGAGUUGGGAGACCUCUAUGCUGAGAAGAUAGAAACUAAUGCUGAUGAAUUCCCAAACCUCUGUAUAAAGGGGGCUCUAGAUGAAGAGGCGGUUUUCUGCACAGAUGAUGCAACCUUUCAGCUUCGAAAACGACUUACCACCAAUUCGAUGCUUAUUUGCUCCGAAGUACCAAUCUCCGAUGACUCGCCGUUGCCCGAAAUACAGACUGACAACGUUACAUACGACAAUACACAUGAAGUGCGAAUGGUUGAAGUAUUGGACAAUCAGACGUUUACUGGGGAGCUGGUUAGAAUUAUACCAAAAUUCGAGAAAAUGGACACCCUGCUCGAGGCCACCAUGUAUAAAGGACCCGAUGAAGAGGAGCAAUAUCUCAAACAUAGUACAAAGUUCUAUACUCUGGCUGAUUUGGACGAGAUUAUACAAGCAAGUUUGGAAGAGAUAAAACAAGUAUUGAAGAAGCGACUUGCUAUUGAGCUCGAUGGAUAUUGGAGAUACAUCGAUCCAGAUUACAUGUAUAGAACACUCGACAUUAUUCUUUCAACCGCAAUAUCCGACGGUAUUUCACUCGACGAAAUACGAUUAUCAGACAUUUGUAUGUCUUUAAACGGAUUAGGAAUCCCUGAAGAUAUAGCUCGACAUUGCUUGAAACAAUUUUCUGAAGUUGGCAACGAACAUGCAGAUGACUGCUCUUAUAGAAUAUCAAAGACGAAAGUUUGCAAAUACAUGGGGACACAUUUGUUACGUAAAGAGAGGGAUAAAUACCGGUGGAUGGUUGACGAUUUCGUCACAGAAUGGCAGCAAAUUGUACCAUUUGACUUUGAUCCGUCUCUCGACUUGCUACGAGGCGAAUAUCUAUUAGACUCUGAUUCUGCCCUCGGGAAAUCUACCAUUCGAUAUUUUUCAGCCUCCGAACUUCCAACAUCUGCACCUGAACGAUUCGAUAUUCUCUUUGCGGCAAGAUUUAAAUGGGAAGCAGAUGAUAUUAGAACCUAUGUGGAGGAUAUCUCAUUCGAUACUAUGCAUAGAGAUUAUUUACUAUUAGAGCAUGGCAGGCUAAUUAGAGGAAACGAAGGAAAGUUGUGGUUUUGCGGAAAGUACAAGAAUAAGCGGGGAUGA